AGCGUUGACCUAACUUCCCCAUUGGAAAGCUCACCUUCGUCAAAGGUGAGGAAAUUGAUGAACAUGGGUAAAGUUUAGGUUCAUCAUUCAAGACCACUUUCAUUGUGAAGUGGGGUUUAGAUGAAGAGAAUAUGCCUACAUUCCCUCCAAUCUUGCUUGAUGAUGAUGAAGAGCACAACCCCUUUCAAGGCUAUGUUGAUUGGGUGGUUGGUAUGCCAAGCCUAAAGGUUGAACCCUCUUCUUCUUUGCUUGUUCAUCCUGCACUAGUAGCAAUUGCACUUGCUAAGACACUAGCUGUGAGCGCCCUCGUAGCACUUGUGCCUAUAGUUCUCAUAAAUGACCUUGGAGAUGCAUAAGGCACGU
Molecule: messenger RNA, 363 nt
Organism: Rubroshorea leprosula
Lineage: Eukaryota; Viridiplantae; Streptophyta; Magnoliopsida; Malvales; Dipterocarpaceae
Source: the annotation of a GenBank genome assembly